This is a messenger RNA of Cantharellus anzutake, 744 nucleotides long. RefSeq lists its product as uncharacterized. The transcript is spliced from 4 exons. NCBI's taxonomy places the organism in Eukaryota, Fungi, Basidiomycota, Agaricomycetes, Cantharellales, Hydnaceae. The coding region runs from base 1 to 744 and encodes 247 amino acids. The record is from RefSeq and is a predicted model, not a curated record.
AUGUUCUUGCACAACACAUUGAAAUUGAGUGGCAAGGAUAAGAGGGAGAAUGAGCUAAUGUAUGUGAAAUCAAGGGACACUGCAGAGGACAUCUUUAAAGUGUAUGUCCAAGCAAGCCAUGGAGUAUAUCAAUGGGAUGACGAAGAAAUGGAAGUUUUUGGUGGAAAUGUAAGUGAACCCUUUAUUCUCGACUUCUACAUAGCUUGGAAGACAAAUGGGAACUUGCCCAAGGGGGAAGAAUGGGAUGUGGCAACAAUCGAAAAAAUUGUUCCACAGGAGGUUUUCACUAAGGAGAUGGCACACAUGGUUAAGGAACACCUCUUGGCUCCAUUGCUUGAGACUUCAAAACUUACCUUUAGAAAGACAUCCAUCUUAGAUCAUCUUGGGUACUACAACUUCGUGUUGAUUGAUUAUGAAGGCCACAAGGCACCAAUCGAGAUCAUCACACCAAAAAGUAUCAAGGCCAACAAAGGAUGGUCUCAGUUGAGGAUGGAGCUCCUGGAUGCGUUUCUCAAAAUGCCUCAGUCUAUCAGUAUGCCUGCAAUUCAGGUGACAAUCCAACCACACACCUCUGCAUCUGAUCCAGACUGUUCACUUGAUGCACUAAAAUGUCUAAGCACUCCUGCCAUCCAGCAGCCCUACAUUACUGUCUGGGGUCAGGUUGCCCACUCUUACCUCUUCCUCCUGGAAGGAAACUCCGAUGCCUCCAAGCACUCAAGCCAAAAACCCACAUUACCCCUGUAG